This is a messenger RNA of Phytophthora infestans T30-4, 405 nucleotides long. RefSeq names its product secreted RxLR effector peptide protein, putative. The record is from RefSeq and is a predicted model, not a curated record. The annotation marks the transcript as partial. NCBI's taxonomy places the organism in Eukaryota, Oomycota, Peronosporomycetes, Peronosporales, Peronosporaceae. The transcript has a single exon.
AUGCGCUUCCAAACAGCUAUUCUGGUGCUCCUGACUAUCUUCCUUGCCGGUGUACAACGCUCCUGCUCGGCCAUUCAUGCGUACCCGCUUAACUUGUCGCUUAGUCGCUCCGACCAAAACCGCAAGACACUUGGAAGGUUCCUCAGACUAGGCGAUGAAGAAAACAGGAUGGCUCCUGUUUCAGCCCUUGAAACAGCGAUCAAGGCCGCGAUGCCACAGUUGACAAAUUCGAACAAGCUUCUGCUGCGUUGGUAUCGGCUAAAAAACAAACGCAUAGACAAGACGCUCAAGAGUUUUGAUCUCGGGAAGAACGUGGAUACACUCUUGACCGACCCCAAGUUAAGCAUCUUGCUACACUACAUCCCUAUGUACAACAAGAAGAACCCCAAAAACGUCAUGACCACG